Phycodurus eques (leafy seadragon) is the source of this 2509-nucleotide messenger RNA. RefSeq names its product lectin, galactoside binding soluble 3a (gene lgals3a). Gene Ontology annotation, biological process: positive chemotaxis; positive regulation of calcium ion import; neutrophil chemotaxis. Bases 140 to 1270 code for a protein of 376 amino acids. Gene Ontology annotation, molecular function: laminin binding; carbohydrate binding; IgE binding. Gene Ontology annotation, cellular component: immunological synapse; nucleus. NCBI's taxonomy places the organism in Eukaryota, Metazoa, Chordata, Actinopteri, Syngnathiformes, Syngnathidae. The record is from RefSeq and is a predicted model, not a curated record. The transcript is spliced from 6 exons.
AGAGUUGUGUUUAGUAGGCAGCUGCGGUUGCUUGUAGUUAGCCUGACGCGGAGGCUAAAUUAGCAGGCUAACUGGCCUACACUCCAGGACAACAAGCGACCCACUUAAACCACUGAAGAUUCCACCACCCGGCGAGGUCAUGUCGGAUUUCUCGCUUACAGACGCUUUGGGAGACAGCACCCCGAGCCAGGCCAAACCGCAAGGGAACACCAACCCGUCAGCACCAGCAAACAACCCUCCGCCUCCUUCCAACCCCGGAUGGCCAUCGUCAGCCCCGGGAGCUCCCACCCAGCCCUCAGCCCCUUCCGGCUUCUCCGGCGGCACCGGCCCCGGCGCGCCGGGCCAGUUCCCUUUCCCCUCUGGCCCCGGAGCGCCGGGCCACUACCCGGGGCCCCCUUCGGCGCCGGGUGGGUUCCCAUCUGCUCCCGGGAUGCCUGGACAGUAUCCUCCAGCGCCAGGGGCUCCAGGGCAGUACCCCGUCAGCCCCGGUGCGCCUGGGCAGUUCCCAGGGCACUACCCACCUGAAGGAGCACCUGGUCAGCUACCCGGUGGGCCUGUUCCUUACCCAGCUGGACCUUUCCCCUCUGGUCCCGGAGCUCCUCCUGGGCCUUAUCCCAACAUGCCUCUCCCGGGUAACUACCCAACAGGGGGUAACGGCAUGUAUGGUCCGGGGGGUUCGGGCGGAUUCCCCCCUCCUGCCGGCCCAGGUGCCUUCCCGGCAUUCCCCUCUGGUGGAGGCUUCCCCCCUAUUCCCGCUGGCUCUUGGGGAGAUGGCGGCGGAGGUUUCCCACCGGCACCCGGCCCCUUCGGUCCCGGUCCUGGCCCGAUGGGUCCUUACGACAACCCCGCUGCUCCAGGAGGCAUGCUGAUGGUGCCAUACGAUCUCCCGCUUCAUGCCGGACUGAUGCCGCGUCUUGUCAUCACCAUCGUUGGGGAACCGAUUCCUGGAGCAAGCAGGUUCCACAUGGACUUCAUGAAGGGUUCAGACGUGGUCUUUCACUUCAACCCUCGCUUCCACGAGCAGACCAUCGUCAGAAACUCCAGCAUCGGAGGAUGUUGGGGGCCAGAGGAAAGGGGCGGAGUUUUCCCCUUUGUUCAGGGCCAACGCUUUGAGCUGAAGAUCCUGGUGGAGGAGGACGUGUUCAAGGUGGCCGUGGACGGCAACCACCUGCUGGAGUACGAGCACCGCGUGGGCGGCCUGGAGGACGUCACCCUGCUGCGGGUGACGGGCGACGUGGCGCUGUACAGCGUGGCGCCCAACAUGAUCUGAACGCCGCCCCGCGGAAGGACAAACCGUAUUUGAAACAAAAUCCCUGAGAUACAACGCACGCACCUUUUGGAAUUUGACACACACACAUAUGUGCGCGUACCCUGUUAACAGAAGGUAAUCUUUGCCCACCUGGCAUUCUUUUAAAAAUAUAAUUUAUCGAAGUUUUCCGUAGAUGCGCAUAAAAUGCUGAAAAAUAAUGCUUUGCUAUAUACUGAUGUUAGAACUGCACUUGUAACAUAAUAGAAUCUAAGGGGAAAAAAACAUGAAUGGACCUUUUCACCAGGACGUCACACGUACUUGCGGGUGGCAAAAGUGCUGAUUGCACCACUAGUAAACAAACCCAUGUCAUUUGACCAAGGUAGAGCCAUUGAGAAACCAGUGAAAUGGCUUGAAUGACCGAUUCCAGCCUUCUUCUUUACCACCGUAGUUUGAAUGUCUGAAGGGUGAGCCGAAACGAUGUUAAGUGAGAGAAAUUGCUUGCAAGGGAGACGGAACGCCAGCAGUAAUUUACGUUCCAACAGGUAAGUUGAUUCAAAAUUAGACAGGGUGGAAAUUUACUUUGUUCACAUGAUCAUUGAAAGACUGGCUAAUUAAUUGACUUCUUUGUUGCUCCGCUGAAUGACAUACACUGAAAGCACUGUAGAGUUGACAUUAGCUAGCUUUGCUAAAUUACUCAAAGACAACUACUGUCUUGCUAUCUAUUUCCACUGGAUACUCAUUUUGUUUUUUGUUUUUUUAAUAUAUAUAUAUAUAUAUAUAUAUAUAUAUAUAUAUAUAAAGUGAAAAGGUCCAUUUAAUGUUAUCAUGUGUCCCGAAACAUUUCACGUUUCUAUUGAGAUGAAAUGCCAAGAUUUUUCAAAGAUAAUAAAUGCUGACUUUUGGUUGACACCGUUAGAUGAAUGCCUUUCUGACAGUGUCAGUGUCCUUUUGUAAUGUAUAAAGCGGGAUGCUUGAAGUUGAAACUUACUAUUUAACUGACUAUUUAAAGCCAUUAAUACAUUCUUUACCUUGACUCCUUCCGGGUUGCAAAAUUGCACGUGCUGUGUUCUCCGGUGUCCCGACACGGUCUAAGGAGCGUGUAUGGAUUGAAGUGUUUCAUUGCCAAAGAUAACAGUGGCACAAGUAUUCCCCUACCCCUCAAUAUAAUGGCAAAUAUUAAAAGACUGAUUUGUUUCCCCCCCCCCCCAAAAUGUACUUCUGUGUAUUGGACGUGACUGAAAUAAAGAUGUGUCAGUGAUG